Molecule: messenger RNA, 6619 nt
Organism: Drosophila guanche
Lineage: Eukaryota; Metazoa; Arthropoda; Insecta; Diptera; Drosophilidae
Gene: l(3)72Ab
Product: putative U5 small nuclear ribonucleoprotein 200 kDa helicase
Exons: 6
Coding region: 113-6541 (2142 amino acids)
Cellular component (GO): nucleus
Molecular function (GO): nucleic acid binding; ATP binding
Source: RefSeq, a predicted model, not a curated record
ACACCGGUCACACUGAAAGCGGCAUAUUUCACGAUUUUCGGAAAAAACAACUAAAAUAGGUUAAUUAGACUUAAAUUAAGCAAUAAAAACCUAAGUGAAACGAUAAACAGUCAUGGCGGAUGCCGCUGCACGUCAAUUGCAGUACGAGUACAAGGCGAACUCUAAUCUUGUGCUGCAAGCCGAUGUACGACUCAUCGAGCGUCCACGUCGGGAUGAGGCCACUGGCGAAGUGUGCUCCCUGGUGGGAAAGUUGGAUGGCACGCGGAUGGGUGACCGGUACCAACGCACCAAGCCGGAAAAGACAGAGGAGCGGAAGGUGAAACGGCAGAAGCGUGACGAGGCCCAGUACGAUUUCGAGCGCAUGAAGGGUGCCACUCUGCUGUCCGAGGGCAUUGACGAGAUGGUCGGCAUUGUGUACCGCCCAAAGACCCAGGAGACGCGUCAGACCUACGAGGUGCUGCUGAGCUUCAUCCAGGAGGCCUUGGGCGAUCAGCCCAGGGACAUCCUGUGUGGUGCGGCCGAUGAGAUCUUGGCUGUGCUGAAGAAUGAUCGGUUAAAGGAUCGCGAGCGCAAGCGGGAAACGGACAGCCUGCUGGGCGCUGUGACAGACGAAAGAUUCGCGUUGCUGGUGAAUCUGGGCAAGAAGAUCACAGACUUUGGCAGCGAUGCCAUUAACGCCCUGACAGCCACCACCAACACUGAGGAGCAGAUUGACGAGCAGUACGGCAUCAAUGUGCAGUUCGAGGAGUCCGAGGAGGAGAGCGACAACGACAUGUACGGCGAGAUACGCGACGAUGAUGUGCCCGAUGAGGGCGAGGAGGCGCGCAUUGAUCACACCCUGCACGCAGAAAAUCUGGCCAAUGAGGAGGCUGCCAGCAAUGUGAAGAAAGAUCGCAUUCUGCAUCCGCUGGACAUCGAUGCCUACUGGCUGCAGCGUUGCCUGAGCAAGUUCUACAAGGAUGCCAUGGUGUCGCAGAGCAAGGCGGCGGAUGUGCUCAAGAUUCUUAAGGAUGCCGCCGAUGAGCGUGACUGCGAGAACCAGUUGGUGCUGCUGCUGGGCUACGAUUGCUUUGACUUCAUCAAGCAGCUGAAGCUGAACCGUCAGAUGAUCCUCUACUGCACCAUGCUGGCCUCGGCCCAGACGGACAGCGAGCGGCAGCGAAUACGCGAAAAGAUGCGCGGCAACACGGCACUUGCGAAGAUCCUGCGUCAGCUGGACACGGGUAAGUCGGAGGAGCAGGAGGAGGGCGAGACGCGUGCCGGUAAGCGUGGCAAGGGCGACGCGGAAGAUGGUGGCCCAGCGGCGGCCGGUCAAGUGGCUGGCGUGCGGCAACUGCUGGAGCUGGAUGAGCUGGCCUUCACCCAUGGCUCCCAUUUCAUGGCGAAUAAACGCUGCCAGCUGCCCGACGGCUCCUACAGGAAGCAGCGCAAGGGCUACGAGGAAGUGCAUGUGCCGGCCCUCAAGGCUGUGCCCUUCGACGACAACGAGGAGCUGCAGCCCAUCGACAAGCUGCCCAAGUACUGUCAGCCCGUCUUCGAGGGCUUCAAGACGCUGAAUCGUAUCCAGAGUCGCCUGUACAAGGCCGCCCUGGACAGCGACGAGAAUAUGCUGCUGUGCGCCCCCACCGGAGCGGGUAAGACGAAUGUGGCGCUGCUCACAAUGAUGCGGGAGAUCGGCAAGCACAUCAACGAGGAUGGCACCAUCAACACGCAGGACUUUAAGAUCAUUUACGUGGCGCCAAUGAAGUCGCUGGUGCAGGAAAUGGUCGGAAACUUUGGACGACGUCUCGCGUGCUACAAUCUGGUCGUGUCCGAGCUGACGGGCGACCAUCAGCUGACCAGAGAGCAGAUAGCCGCCACCCAGGUGAUUGUUUGCACGCCAGAGAAGUGGGACAUCAUCACCCGGAAGGGGGGAGAGCGAACGUUUGUGAGUCUCGUGCGACUGGUCAUCAUCGAUGAGAUUCAUUUGCUGCACGAUGAGCGUGGUCCGGUGCUGGAGGCAUUGGUGGCCCGUACAAUUCGGAACAUUGAGACAACACAGGAGGAUGUGCGACUGGUGGGACUAUCCGCCACGCUGCCCAACUACCAGGAUGUGGCCACGUUCCUGCGCGUGAAGCCCGACAAGGGUCUCUUCUACUUCGACAACAGCUACCGGCCCGUGUCCCUCGAGCAGCAGUACAUUGGUGUGACGGAGAAGAAGGCGCUGAAGCGCUUCCAGGUGAUGAACGAGAUCGUCUACGAGAAGACGAUGGAGCAUGCGGGACGGAAUCAAGUCUUGGUCUUUGUCCACUCCCGCAAGGAGACGGGCAAGACGGCACGAGCGGUGAGGGACAUGUGCCUGGAGCAGGACACCCUCGGCAGCUUCCUCCGCGAGGGUUCGGCCAGCAUGGAGGUGCUACGCACGGAGGCCGAGCAGGUGAAGAACUCGGAGCUGAAGGAGCUGCUGCCCUACGGCUUUGCCAUCCAUCAUGCCGGUAUGACGCGCGUUGAUCGUACCCUGGUGGAGGAUCUCUUUGCGGAUCGGCACAUCCAGGUGCUGGUCUCCACGGCCACACUGGCCUGGGGUGUGAAUCUGCCUGCCCACACGGUCAUCAUCAAGGGAACGCAAGUAUACAACCCCGAAAAGGGACGCUGGGUGGAACUGAGCGCAUUGGAUGUGCUCCAGAUGUUGGGUCGUGCCGGCAGACCGCAGUACGACACCAAGGGCGAGGGCAUCCUCAUAACGAACCACAGUGAGCUGCAGUUUUACCUGUCGCUGCUCAACCAGCAGCUGCCCAUAGAGUCGCAGUUCAUCUCGAAGCUGCCGGACAUGCUCAACGCAGAGAUUGUGCUGGGCACAGUGCAGCAUCUGCAGGAUGCCGUCAACUGGCUGGGCUACACGUACCUGUACAUCCGCAUGCUGCGUAAUCCCACUCUCUAUGGCGUCUCGCACGAUGCCAUCAAGGCGGAUCCACUGCUGGAGCAGCAUCGAGCGGAUCUGCUGCACACGGCCGCCUGUUGCCUGGAGCGCAGCGGUCUUGUCAAGUACGAGCGCAAGACGGGACACUUCCAAGUCACGGAUCUCGCACGCAUUGCAUCCCACUAUUAUCUGACGCACGAGACGAUGCUCACGUACAACCAGCUGCUGAAGCAGACACUCAGCGAGAUUGAACUGUUCCGCGUGUUCUCGCUCUCCUCGGAGUUCCGUCACAUUUCGGUGCGCGAGGAGGAGAAGUUGGAGCUGCAGAAGCUGAUGGAACGCGUGCCCAUACCCAUCAAGGAGUCCAUCGAGGAACACAGCGCCAAGGUGAAUGUUUUGCUGCAGGCGUACAUCUCCCAACUGAAGCUGGAGGGCUUUGCCCUGAUGUCGGACAUGGUCUUCAUCACCCAAUCGGCUGCUCGUCUCAUGCGUGCCAUCUUCGAGAUUGUCCUCACGCGUGGCUGGGCCCAGUUGGCGGACAAAACGUUGACGCUGUGCAAGAUGAUUGACCGGAGGAUGUGGCAAUCGAUGACACCGCUGCGCCAGUUCAAGAAGAUGCCCGACGAAAUAGCCAAGAAGCUGGAGAAGAAGCACUUCCCCUGGUCCCGGCUGUACGACCUGGAGCCCCACGAGCUGGGAGAACUGAUACGCGUGCCAAAGCUGGGCAAGACCAUACACAAGUUUGUGCAUCAAUUCCCCAAGCUGGAGCUCUCCACGCACAUUCAGCCCAUUACUCGUGGCACUCUCCGCGUAGAGCUGACCAUCACCCCAGACUUCCAGUGGGACGAGAAGGUGCACGGCGCCUCGGAGGGCUUCUGGGUGCUCAUCGAGGACGUUGACUCGGAGCUGAUCCUGCACCACGAAUUCUUCUUGUUGAAGCAAAAGUACGCACAGGAUGAGCAUCAGCUGAAGUUCUUUGUGCCCGUGUUUGAGCCCCUGCCACCGCAGUACUUCCUUCGCAUCGUCUCCGAUCGCUGGAUUGGUGCCGAGACACAGCUGCCCGUCUCGUUCCGCCACUUGAUCCUGCCAGAGAAGAACCUACCGCCCACGGAGCUGUUGGAUUUGCAACCGCUGCCCAUCAGUGCGCUGCGUCAGCCGAAGUUCGAGUCGUUCUACGCGCAGCGCUUCCCACAGUUCAACCCAAUCCAGACGCAGGUCUUCAAUGCCGUCUACAACAGCGACGAGAAUGUAUUUGUGGGUGCCCCAACGGGCUCUGGCAAGAUGACAAUCGCAGAGUUUGCCAUCAUGCGACUGUUCACCACACAGACGGAGGCACGCUGCGUCUACCUGGUGUCCGAGGAGGCGCUCGCUGAUCUGGUCUUUGCCGACUGGCACCUCAAGUUCGGGGCACUGGACAUCAAGGUGGUGAAGCUGACGGGCGAAACAGGAACGGAUCUAAAGCUGAUUGCCAAGGGACAGUUGGUGAUUACGACGGCGGACAAGUGGGAUGUGCUGUCGCGUCGCUGGAAGCAGCGGAAGAAUGUCCAGUUGGUGAAUCUGUUCAUUGUCGACGAGCUGCAGCUGGUGGGCGGCGAAGAGGGACCCGUGCUGGAGAUCGUGUGCUCCAGGAUGCGUUACAUAAGCUCGCAGAUCGAGAAGCAGAUCCGAAUUGUGGCCCUGUCCGCCUCGCUGACCGAUGCCCGGGACGUGGCCCAGUGGCUGGGCUGCAAUCCGAAUGCCACCUUCAAUUUCCAUCCCAGCGUGCGGCCCAUUCCGCUGGAGCUGCACAUCCAGGGCUUCAAUGUGACGCACAAUGCCACGAGAAUCGCGACCAUGUCGAAGCCUGUGUACAAUGCCAUCCUCAAGUACAGUGCCCACAAGCCGGUGAUUGUGUUUGUCUCCUCCAGGAAGCAGGCGCGUCUUACGGCCAUCGACAUACUGACGUAUGCUGCCUCCGAUCUGCAACCGAAUCGUUUCUUCCACGCCGAGGAGGAGGACAUCAAACCCUUCCUGGAGCGCAUGACGGACAAGACGCUGAAGGAGACCCUGGCCCAGGGUGUGGCCUACCUGCACGAGGGCCUGUCUUCUUCGGAUCAUCGUCUGGUGGAGCAACUCUUCGACUCAGGCGCCGUGCAGCUGGCCGUCGUCUCGCGUGAUCUCUGCUGGGGCAUGAGCAUCUCCGCACAUCUUAUCAUCAUCAUGGACACGCAGUUCUACAAUGGCAAGAAUCACUCGUACGAGGACUACCCCAUCACGGAUGUGCUGCAGAUGGUGGGUCGCGCCAAUCGGCCCAACGAGGAUGCAGACGCCAAGUGUGUGCUCAUGUGUCAGAGCAGCAAGAAGGAUUUCUUCAAGAAGUUCAUCAACGAGCCGCUGCCCAUCGAGAGUCAUCUGGAUCAUCGCAUGCACGACCACUUCAAUGCCGAGGUGGUGACCAAAACGAUUGAGAACAAACAGGAUGCCGUGGAUUACCUCACCUGGACAUUCCUCUACAGGCGACUCACGCAGAAUCCCAACUACUACAACCUUCAGGGUGUCACACAUCGCCAUCUGUCCGAUCAUCUGUCGGAGUUGGUGGAGAAUACGCUCAGCGAUUUGGAGCAAUCCAAGUGCAUCAGCGUGGAGGAUGAUAUGGAUACCCUGCCGCUCAAUCUGGGCAUGAUUGCGGCCUAUUAUUACAUCAACUAUACGACAAUUGAACUCUUCAGUUUGUCGCUGAACAGCAAGACUAAGGUGCGUGGCCUGCUGGAGAUCAUCUCAUCGGCAGCGGAGUACGAGGAUGUGGUGGUCAGGCAUCACGAAGAGCAGGUUCUGCGUACCCUCUCCCAGCGACUGCCCAACAAGCUGACCGGUCCCAAUGAGACGGCACCCAAAUUCAAUGAUCCGCAUAUCAAGACUAAUUUGCUGCUCCAGGCACAUCUUUCCCGACUGCAGCUGGGACCCGAACUGCAGGGCGAUACGGAACAGAUCCUGAGCCGUGCGAUUCGUCUGAUACAGGCCUGUGUGGAUGUUUUGAGCUCAAACGGUUGGCUGUCGCCUGCUGUGGCUGCCAUGGAACUGGCACAGAUGGUCACCCAGGCCAUGUGGACCAAGGAUUCGUAUUUGCGGCAAUUGCCGUACUUCAGUGCAGAUAUUGUCAAGAGAUGCACUGAAAAGAAAAUCGAAACCGUCUUCGACAUCAUGGAGCUGGAGGAUGAGGAUCGUACGCGUCUGCUGCAGCUCUCCGACACACAGAUGGCCGAUGUGGCACGAUUCUGCAAUCGUUAUCCCAACAUUGAGCUCAACUAUGAAGUGGUCGACAAGGAUCGCAUCAAUUCGGGAUCCACCAUCAAUGUGGUGGUUCAGCUGGAGCGCGAAGAUGAGGUCACUGGACCCGUCAUUGCGCCCUUCUUCCCACAGAAGCGCGAAGAGGGCUGGUGGGUUGUUAUUGGUGAUCCAAAGACCAAUUCGCUGCUCUCCAUCAAACGCCUCACGCUCCAGCAGAAGGCCAAGGUCAAGCUGGACUUUGUGGCCCCCAGUCCGGGCAAGCACGACUAUACCCUGUACUACAUGAGCGACUCCUACUUGGGCUGCGAUCAGGAGUACACGUUCUCCAUCGAGGUGGGCGACUUCCAAUCGGAGAGUGAGAGCGAGUCGGAUUAGGGCGCAGGUUAAGUUAUGCUUAAGGAAAAAUAUCGAUGCACCAUAAAUACAAUAAUAUGUAACCAUUUUGUCAAUCAA